Messenger RNA from Orycteropus afer afer, 847 nucleotides. RefSeq names its product pyridoxamine 5'-phosphate oxidase (gene PNPO). Gene Ontology annotation, molecular function: pyridoxamine phosphate oxidase activity; FMN binding. Gene Ontology annotation, biological process: pyridoxal 5'-phosphate biosynthetic process; pyridoxine biosynthetic process. The record is from RefSeq and is a predicted model, not a curated record. NCBI's taxonomy places the organism in Eukaryota, Metazoa, Chordata, Mammalia, Tubulidentata, Orycteropodidae.
AUUGGUUCCCAGCCUAACGGAACCUGGCGCAGAGCGACGCCGGGUCACGUGGCCGGCGGCCCCCAUGACGAGCAGGCUACUUGGCUUCACCGUGACGUUCGGACGACGGGCAGAGUGGCCAGGCUACCUCCGCCACCUGUGCGGUCGUGGUGCUGUCAUGGACCUGGGACCGAUGCGCAAGAGUUAUCGCGGGGACCGAGAGGCAUUUGAGGAGGCUCACCUGACUUCCCUGGACCCCAUGAAGCAGUUUGCUGCCUGGUUUGAGGAGGCUGUUCAGUGUCCUGACAUAGGAGAAGCCAAUGCCAUGUGUCUGGCCACCUGCACCAGGGAUGGAAAACCCUCUGCCCGCAUGUUGCUGCUGAAGGGCUUUGGCAAGGAUGGCUUCCGCUUCUUCACUAACUUUGAGAGUCGAAAAGGAAAAGAGCUGGAUGCCAACCCCUUUGCUUCCCUUGUUUUCUACUGGGAACCUCUUAACCGACAGGUGCGAGUGGAGGGGUCCGUGAGGAAGCUGCCCGAGGAGGAGGCUGAGUGCUACUUCCACUCCCGCCCCAAGAGCAGCCAGAUCGGGGCUGUGGUCAGUCACCAGAGUUCUGUGAUCCCCGAUCGGGAGUAUCUGAGAAAGAAGAAUGAGGAACUAGAGCGGCUGUACCAGGAACAAGAGGUCCCUAAGCCAAAAUACUGGGGUGGCUACGUCCUAUGCCCGCAGGUGAUUGAGUUCUGGCAAGGCCAAACCAACCGCCUGCAUGACCGGAUUGUUUUCCGGCGGCCACUGGCAGGAGAUUCCCCUUUGGGAUCCAUGACCCACCUCGGGGAGGAAGACUGGCUGUAUGAGAGACUCGCACCCUGA